AUGGCUCUCUCCUCCUCCUCAUUUGACGCGUUCUAUGGCAAAAUACAGACAUCUGCCCUUGAUUCUGUUAGAAAAUCAGUCGGCAUACCUACUGAUGUGUCCUUCCACCGAUCUGUCGACUCCGUACUUGCGACCCAGCUAGAUACACUUUCUACAAGGGUCCUAUCUCUGACAAACCGCGUUUUGGGCCUGUCCCAGCUGUCUGCUGGAUCCACGUCAAAUUCUUCGGGGCGCAAAGGCAAGGACAAGGAAACGCAACCGCUACAUGGCCAAGAUGAUGUGGUAGACAGCUUUCAGUCGCUGGUGGAUGUAGUGGAUGGAUUAUUUGAACGCACGGAUACAUGCCUUGAUACCUACCUUGGGCGUAACGUUGCUCCGGCGAUCGCCAUAAACCCGCCUUUGCAAACCUCACGGAAGUCCGCGCGUCAACAGGGACCUGUCGUACAGCACGCUGCACAUCUCGCGAAACCACAACGAGCUUUCAAAUCACCGACGGACAACUUAACCGAUGCGCCGUGGUAUCCCAAUCUUCCGCAUAAAUACAACGCUCAAGUGCCUUUCGGCUUCGUUUCUGAGGAUGAGCCCGAGGAGCCCUGGAAACGCCAUCCAUAUCAAUAUGAAAUCUCUCACCUUAACUACCCCCCGUCGAUGUUUCAUUCAACGCCGGCCAUUCCCCCAUCUUCCCUCUCUGCCGACUCUCCUCACACAUUUGUGACUACGACGACCGAGCUUCAUCAUAUGCUAGACGAUUUACGCCGCGCCGACGCCAUUGCCAUUGACCUCGAACACCAUAGUCACCGGUCGUAUAGAGGGUUUGUUUGUCUGAUGCAAAUUAGCACAAGAGACAAGGACUGGGUGAUAGAUACGUUGGUGCCGGAAGUGCGGGAGGAGUUGGGCAUAUUGAACGAAGUCUUCACGGACCCGAAGGUGGUGAAGGUCUUGCAUGGGUCUGAGUCAGAUAUAAUAUGGCUCCAGCGUGAUUUUUCCCUAUACAUUGUAAACCUUUUCGACACUUUCCACGCCUCAAAAGUUCUAGACUUCCCUCGACAUGGUCUUGCCAACCUUCUCGAGAUGUACUGCGACUUCUCGGCCGAUAAACAAUACCAGUUAGCUGACUGGCGCAUUCGCCCUCUUCCCGAUGCCAUGAUUAACUACGCACGAUCGGACACCCAUUUCCUCCUCUUUAUCUACGACAACCUACGAAAUGCUCUUCUUGACCGGGGUCUGUCUCGCUCGCGUUCUCAAUCUCAAGCACGGUCUCGUUCGUCCUCCCCUCCGAGCAAAAAGAAGUCGAAAUCGCCUUCGCCUCCGGUUAAAAUGGGCGAAGGAGAUUCUCCGCCGCAUGCUCUUCUUCACGAGGUCCUAGCGCGAUCAUCCAUGACGGCAUUGAAGGUAUACGAGAGGGAGACGUAUGACGUGGAGAGUGGCUUAGGCCCUGGUGGAUGGGAAGGCCUAGCCAGGAAAUGGAAUAAGGCGACGCUGUUGUCAGGAGACAACGAACAGGGGAGGGUCUAUCGCGCAGUACAUGCAUGGAGAGAUAAAGUUGCUCGAGAGGAGGAUGAGAGCACGAGAUAUACUCUCCCUAACCACCAUAUAUUCCAAUUUGCAGAACGGCCGCCUAUAGAUAUGGCGGGCUUACUUGCGAUGUUUCCUACGUCGCGGGUACCGCCCGUCGUGCGAACUAGGGCACGGGAGCUGCUCGAUACCAUCCUGAAGGCCGUGCGUGGUGCGCCAUCGACAUCCGUCAAUGCCGACUCCAUGGUUGUAGUUAGAGAAGUGGCAGAAUCUGUAGCACAAACUGAAGCGCAUACUGAAGACGAGCCGAGCCCUCCGACCGACUCUGAGCUGCCUUCCUUGAAUUCGGACUCAUCGAUGCGGAUAUGGGGCACACAAAAAUCCACCGCGUCGAGAACGACGGUAUCCACCCUUCUUGGCACCUCGAAAAAGUCAAUAGAUGACCUCAAGCCACCCGUCUCUGCGUAUGUGUCGAUGCAUAGCUCAUUUCUCAACAUUGAUCGUGCAUCUGGGAGCAAGAAGAUACCCGCAAACAAUUCGUACGCCGAGGAACGCGCAGCAAAUUUUACGGAAGUGCUGCAGAGGAUCCAUGCAUCUCUAACCAUUAUGCCGAAGGCUCCUCAGGCACCUCCCGCGACAAAUAUUGAGGCCAACACGGACGUGGCAGGCGAAGUGUCGACUAUGGACGUCGACGCUUCUACAACCCUCCAGCUGGGUGCAGAGAUUGCCUUCGUACCCCGAUCGGAGCGCAAGACGCUCGCCACUACGGAAGUGGAAGACACUAUCAUCCUUGUCGGACAGAGGGCAAAGAAGCGCAAGAGAAAGGAAACCAAAUCUACCAUUAGUGACCUUAACGGUGCCGGUGAUCCCCCAUCCUCAGCUUCUAGUUCGGCGAAGAAGAUUAAAAAGACACGAUCUAUCGAAGCUGUAGACGAAGGCGAUGGCGGUGACGAUUCGGAGAAGCCAUUCGAUUUCUCUUCUGUUCCGAACAUAUUAGAUGACGAGCCGAUAAAAGAGGACGCGAGACCAAAGAGACAAAGAAAACAGGGUGGAAAAGGUGAAGUAUUUGGCUAUGGGAAUUUCCCUCGACCUCCGAAGGCUCAUAGUGAGCUCAGAAGUGGGAACCAGUCGCAUACAUUCAAGAAGUGA
Molecule: messenger RNA, 2664 nt
Organism: Pleurotus ostreatus (oyster mushroom)
Lineage: Eukaryota; Fungi; Basidiomycota; Agaricomycetes; Agaricales; Pleurotaceae
Gene: RRP6
Product: exosome nuclease subunit
Exons: 10
Coding region: 1-2664 (887 amino acids)
Biological process (GO): nuclear polyadenylation-dependent rRNA catabolic process; exonucleolytic trimming to generate mature 3'-end of 5.8S rRNA from tricistronic rRNA transcript (SSU-rRNA, 5.8S rRNA, LSU-rRNA); nuclear polyadenylation-dependent antisense transcript catabolic process
Cellular component (GO): nuclear exosome (RNase complex); nucleolus
Molecular function (GO): nucleotide binding; 3'-5'-RNA exonuclease activity; nucleic acid binding
Source: RefSeq, a predicted model, not a curated record